AUGAAGACCUUUGCGGUUUUAAGCUAUCUUAUUCCUUUUUUGCUCAUUACUAUCUCAUCGGCGUUCCCCAACGAACUAUUAAACAAAAGAAACCAAUGCCAAUGCUCUUUCGCACUUGCGGAUUUCGAUUCUGGCCCGGUUGGAGGCCUUGUAGUUUUUAAUCAGGACGAAAAUGGACAUACCGAGGUAUCCGGUAUCUUUAAAAAAGGUUUCGAAGAUACAAACGCGACUUAUGGAUUUAAAAUUAUUGAUGAGUGCAAAAAUACAUUAUUCGAUCUCACAGAUGGAUUGAAUAUAAAACCGGAUGGUAGUGGUGGUACUAAAUCUUUUAGACAUAAGUUCACAGAUAUGAGUAUAGAUUGUAAUGAUAACGGAAUUCUCACCAAGAAACUUCAUAAUAGUAAACGUCAUUGUAGUGAUAAACUUAGAAAACGUCUUCCUAAUGGUGCAAUGACCACACAAAACGGUGAAGGUUCUGGUUACGCUGGAUUAUCUAAAUAA
Rhizophagus irregularis DAOM 181602=DAOM 197198 is the source of this 501-nucleotide messenger RNA. RefSeq lists its product as uncharacterized. The record is from RefSeq and is a predicted model, not a curated record. NCBI's taxonomy places the organism in Eukaryota, Fungi, Glomeromycota, Glomeromycetes, Glomerales, Glomeraceae.